CAGUUUUCAAAUGUCAUCAAAUCAGCUGUGUAUCACACACUGGGAACAUGUAACGUAAAUAACAAAUGUGCGUAUUUAAAUUUUAAGUGUGAAAAUGUCCACUGAGACAAUUGAUAAAAAGACUGCUCAAUGUUUAUGAUAAAUUUGGUCGGUGAUAGAACAUGGCGCGCCGGAGGAGCAGCGGGAUCACGAGCUUGGGUUUUAACCAGGACCAAGGCUGCUUCACUUGCUGCUUAACAUCAGGCCUGCGAGUCUACAAUGUGGAUCCGCUGGUUGAGAAGGCGCAUUACAGCAAAGAGGAGCUGGGAGAAGUGACGCUAUGUGAGAUGGUGUUCCGCUCCAACUGGUUGCUGGUUGUGCGUGCGAGGCGGCCAUGCAGUGUGAUGCUGUUAGACGACCAGCAGCGCGCCUUCCGCGCAGAGGUGCUGUUCAAGUCGCCGAUACGAGCGCUGAGGGCACGGAAAGACAAAGUAGCAGUAGUGCUGACGUCGUCGAUACAAGUGCUGUCACUGCCGUCGUUGGCGCGCGUGGCCUUGUUGCGUACGCCGGCUACUGCGCGGCCGCUGUGUGCGCUCGCGACCGACCCCAACGCGCUGCAGCUGCUAGCGGCGCCUGCGCAUCGCAAAGGCUCCCUACAGCUGCUGGACGUGUCCCGGGCAGUGAAGGGUGCCGCGUCCAGUUCCCCUGCGGUGGUGGGCUGCCACCAGACUGACCUGGUCUGCAUCAGCCUGUCCGCGAACGGUGCUAAGCUGGCCACCGCCUCGGAGCGCGGCACCAUCAUCCGCCUGUGGGACACCACCACCAAACACAUGCUGCAUGAGCUCAGACGAGGAUCCGACUACGCGGAUGUUUAUUGUAUAAAGUUCAACUGGUCAGGCUCGCUGGUGUGCUGCGUGUCGGACAAGGGCACGCUGCACGUGUGGCUCGCGCGCGGCAGCUACGCGCACGUGUGCGCCGCGCCCGCUGCGCCGCCGCUGCGCGCGCUGUGCGCCUUCAGCGACGACGCCAGCGCCGUCGUUAUAUGUGAAGACGGAACAUUUCACAAAUUCACAUUUUCUGCCGAAGGGAACUGCCAUCGUAGCGAUUUUGAAUACUUCUUACAGGUAGGCGACGAUGACGAAUUUUUGCAUUGAAUUGUUAUAAAAUUAAAUUUAAUAGAUAUUCGAGAGAUAGAUCAUAAUUGUGUAAACAGGUUUAAGAACUGAAUUUAAAAGUGAUAAUACUAUGUAAUUUAUAUAUUAAGAGCAUCCAAGAGUAUGGUGUAUUUUUGCUAUAUUAUUCGCUGACAUUACUGUUUUAUGAAUGAUAUUUUAAGGGCAAUAUAAGUAUUUAUGUCAAUUUGUAUAUAUGUAAUUUUUUUUAAUUGUCACUUCCACAUGGGUGUGUUUAUAAAGUAGUUUCUAUUAAGGGAAAAACGUAAUCCUGCACUGAAAUGUAUUCAUUCAUAGACAAUAUACAGGCACAAUGUGCAUGUUUGCUAUUACAUAUUUCAUAUUCAAGUCAAAAUACAAAAUAAAUCGGACACUUUUGAUCUUGUGUGUUAUCUAUUCAUGAAUGCAAUACGUGAUUUUCAUUUACUUUUCAGUGCAAAAUCACUUAUUUUGUGUCAUGGACAAUUAAUUAGCAAACACUGAACGUAACGUCGCUCCUGACGUCGCUAACCCAUCCUCCAUUAUGUCAAGUUGAUAUUAUAGAGGAUGAAAAAUAAUAAAAAAUUCAAAAAAAGUUUCUAGGAGCAUCUCGAGGGGGUUAGCUGCAUACAUUUGAAAAUAUGUAUGUAUAUACAAUAUUUAAAUAUAAAAUAUUUAUAUUACCCUUGAAAAAUAAGGUCUAAAAGUAAAUUUAAAAGUAGAUAAUAUAAUCAAAUGUUGGCUUUGUAACCAAAUGAUAUAAAAUUUUUAGGCGCUAGUUUAGUACACAAUUCAGAAAUACAUUAAUGGUGUCCUUUUUCAACCAGAAUGUUGUAAUAAGGACAGCAUUACUUUUAAAACUGACAAUUUUUGUUUGAUCUCUUCAUUGUCUAUGGGCGUUAAUUCAGUAAUAGAUUGACCAGAAUAAAGCCCUGGAUGGGGGCGCCACAAAUCCUUUUAGCAGUCUGUGGUUAGUAUACAAAUAAAAGAAAUUAUAGUGCCACAAACUUUGUUAAGGAGUUUGGCGGGAAAAUCGUUGGAAUCACAUAAAGCUCUUGUUUAUUUUUUAUAGAUUUAAUGCAUUAUUUUGACGGCCUCCGUGGCGCAGUCGGGUCGGGUUCGAACCCCGGCUGGGCCGAUUGAGGUUUUCUAAAUUGGUUUGGCUGGUGGCAGGCUUCAGCCGUGACUAGUUACUACCCUACCGGUCAAGACGUAAAAAGUUACCACCCUACCCCUAAACGAUUUAGCGUUUUUCAAAUUCUGAACUGUAGAAAAAAAAUACAAUAAUUUCUGGUCUGUCAAUUUAAUUGAGUUUUACCUGAAUCUAUCUUGUAUAUGUUUAAGGUAUUAUAUCGAAUUGUGACUUUAUUUUAUUGAUAAUGAAAUAUGCCUAUGCAAUGGUUGCCAAUGUAAGUCUGGCAUACUUAUGUGUAUAACUAACUCUGUACCUCAGAAUUAUGAAGUAACUCAUAUAUUUUAUAUAUUUCUACCUACCUUCUAUUUAUUUAUUUUAUAUAUUUCUCACCUCAUAUCUUGAUGGCUGGAGGUGUUAAUAAUUUUACCUAACCUAUAAUUUAUAUAUUUAUAUAUCUAUUUGCAGAAGGUCAAAAUAAAUGUUUAAAUUGUAUGUUACCCUAAAUAACCUUAUUGUAUAGACAAAGUGCAAAAGAAUCAGGCGGAAUGACUUAUUUCAUAAUUUCAUAAUAUAAUAUAAAACAAUUGAGUGUAUGUCUGAGGUACAGAAAUAUUUUUAUUAUAUUUGAGCAACGAAAAUGCAUUGUAUAACCUUAAUAACUAAAAAAAAAUGUUAUUUAAAAUUAAAAGUGCAAAUUUGUACAUUUUUAGUAUCUGAGGGCAAAUACUCCUGGAAUACAAAACAAGUUUUAGAAAUACAAAUUUUCUAUAAGUUUAUAAUUUUAGUAAUUCAGAAUAGGUUUGAUUAUUUCAGUAAUACUAAAUACAUUAAAUACAUGGAAUAUCAAUAAAUAUUUAAAAGAGGGCACUAAACUGCAUUUUUUAAAAUAAUGUAAUUUUUGGAUUAUUAAAAAGUAGCUUUUUUGUAUAUUUACGUAAAUUAUGUUCGUUAUUGUGUACAAAUUAUUUUAACGGUAAAUACCUACAUAUAAUUUUUAAAUAUCAAUACCAUUUAAAUGUUUUAAUGGAAGUAGGCAUUACUUUUCGAAAGUACAUAGUUACUAUUGCAAAAUAAAUCAACUAUUUAUUAUAAUAGUUAAUUUAUUUUGCUAAUGUAUUCUAUGUUCAAUUAUUAUCGAUUAAAAAUGGUCAGCGUCUAAACCAUAGGCCUUCGUUGCAAAAAGGAAGAAGUCAAGAUAAAAUACAACAAUUACAAUUGAAUAUUGUAGGAUCUACGUUUGGGAGUGAAACAAAAUGUCAUUCAUUGAGAAUAGCAAUAUAGAACAAUUGUUAAUUUAAAAUUUUCACAAAUCUGUGAAAAGUAUAUCAGUUUCAGUGAAAUUUUCACUUAGAACCAAUUUGAAUAAUUUUGAACUGUGCCUUUGUGAAAAAACCCUAAAUAUUAAAUCAUGGAAAAGUUAUUCUUUAAUAAAUAAUAAGGUAUUGCUUACUUUUUAUCACUACACCUUUUACGAGACACUUUCAUUCAAUUAAAUGUAGAAAAACUAUCACAGAGUGAUUAUAAUUGUUUAUUUUACAUAAAAUUAGUCGUAAACGCGCAAUGUAUAUAAUAAAUAAUAAUUAUUAGGUAUGAUAUAUAAUAUAUUAUAAUAUAUAUUUGUGUUGUCUCGUGUUCGCGAUAAAAAUAACUACUGUAAUAUUAAUAUACUUAAUCAAAAUAUUAUUUAAUGCUUUAUGAAUAUUCAAAUAAUUUUUAUGAAUCUGCAAUUUAUGAGCUGCAUAGUUAUAAUUAAUGUUGUUAUAAAUAAAAUCAUUUUGUAAUUUUAUUUUUUAUUGAAGGUGCGAUUUUUUUAGCUCAAUAUCUAAAUGUGUACCUUUUGCAUUUGCUCAGCUUUGGUUGUAUACAAAAUACGGUGCUAACUCGGUUAUGCAUAAAUCCUGGACUGAUUUGUCUAGGUCCAAGAAAGUGCUAUCUUUUCUCAAAGCUUCUCAUCCCUAUUAUGGAUAACAGCGGAACUGUCAAUUUUGUUCUGGAUUUGUUUAGAACCGAUUUUCGCCAUCCUAAGAUAUAAUAUUACAAAAAAAAAUUAACUACCUAUGUGGUUAUGAUUUAAGAUUCAAAAACAAAAUAUUGUCAUACGUCAUUUUUGUUUGUAUGGCCAUAAAUUUAAAAUCACAGCAAUUGCCAGUUGACAAAAUUUUUACAGGCAAACAGUAAUUUGAAUGCUUUUAAUCUCAUUGGACUAAUAGCUUAAAAAUGGAACAUUUUGUUCAUUUAUUAAUUGUCUUUGGAUAAAAUUUAAUUAAUAUAGUUUCGUGUAUAAGCAGUCAGUCUUCAUGAUAUAUUAUAAAAAAAUACAAUAUUUUUAUGUGUUAUGUUUUAAUAUUUUAGUUAAAUUUUGGAACUGAUUGAAUAAAGAGAGGAAUCAAGGUGUUGUUUAAUUAAUAUAUUAACCCCAUUUAAGCAAUUUUAAUUGUCUAUAUAACAAUGUAAAUAUAUGUAUUAGUGAUAUAGUUUUUAUACAUUGAAUGCUAGAAUGAUACGAGAAAAAUAUGUGGUUCAGCUUUUUUUUUAAUUAUGAGAAUGAUAGCAACACUAUUUGUAAAGAUAAUUAAAACAGAUUUAUAAUAACUGUCAUUUAUAUUUAAAAAAACGGUUUUUUUUUAUAAUGCUGUAUAAUGUUGAAUCUUUGCCUAAUUAAAAAAUUCAAAGUUAAAUUUAUCUUUGAUUCUAUUUACAACAUGUACGAGUACAAGUCAUAAUUUACUAAUACACACAUAAUUUUUAUUAUCUGUACGACUAUAGUGUAUCUAAGAUUCCAUUUUUAGAAUUGUAAUGUUUAGGAAAUUUGGCUACAAAGCACAUUCUGUAAAUAUGAAAGUUAAGUUUAUUUUUUUAUUAUAAAAAAAUUGUGACAAUGAUUGAUACUCCACUAAAUUUGUAUAAGUGUUAGUAACUGUGGAGAUGUACCUACCCAUUUAAGAUUUGCAAUUUUCACAAUAAAAAAAAUAUUUUUAAAUCUA
Bicyclus anynana (squinting bush brown) is the source of this 5249-nucleotide messenger RNA. RefSeq names its product WD repeat domain phosphoinositide-interacting protein 4. The record is from RefSeq and is a predicted model, not a curated record. Gene Ontology annotation, molecular function: protein binding; phosphatidylinositol-3,5-bisphosphate binding; phosphatidylinositol-3-phosphate binding. Gene Ontology annotation, biological process: nucleophagy; protein lipidation; protein localization to phagophore assembly site. Gene Ontology annotation, cellular component: extrinsic component of membrane; phagophore assembly site membrane; cytosol. The transcript is spliced from 8 exons. NCBI's taxonomy places the organism in Eukaryota, Metazoa, Arthropoda, Insecta, Lepidoptera, Nymphalidae. Bases 162 to 1133 code for a protein of 323 amino acids.